GUUGAAUCACUAGGUGGCAGUAGAUAUUUUCUGACUUUCAUUGAUGAUGCUUCUCGAAAGGUGUGGGUAUAUUUCCUGAAUACAAAGGACCAGGUGUUUGAGUACUUCAAGGAAUUUCACGUCAUGGUGGAACGUGAAACAGGAAUGAAGCUUAAAUGUCUCCGAUCUGAUAAUGGAGGCGAGUAUACUUCCAAGGAGUUCGAUGCAUAUUGCAGGACAUAUGGCAUUCGACAUGAGAAGUCAGUACCACGUACCCCUCAGCACAAUGGUGUUUCUGAAAGAAUGAAUCGGACUAUCAUGGAGCAUGUCCGAAGCAUGAUGAAUAUGGCUAAAUUACCAAAGCCAUUUUGGGGAGAAGCUGUCAAGACCGCAUGCUAUCUAAUCAACCGAUCACCUUCAGUUCAAUUAAAUUUUGAAGUUCUAGAGAGAAUAUGGACUGGUAAGGAUCCGACAUACUCACACCUCAGAGUAUUUGGUUGUGUAGCAUAUGCACAUGUAUCCAAAGAGCUCAGGAAGAAGCUCGAUGCGAGGUCCAUCCCAUGCAUUUUCAUUGGUUAUGGAGAUGAAGAGUUUGGAUACAGAUUUUGGGAUCCAAGGGAGAAAAAGGUGAUCAGAAGUAGGGACGUGUUCCAAGAAAAUUUGACAAUUGAAGAUAUCGAAAAGCCCAAGAUGUUUCAGAAGUCAAAUGUGGGUGCUCAAGUUUCAAAUGAAGCACCAAAAUUGUUCCGGAGAAACAAUGAAGAUGAUGUACCAGAAGAAGACGAGGAGACGGAGGAGAGUGCAGAGCAAGGGGAGCAACAACCCAUCUCGCCAGAGCAAGGGGAGCCACAACCCAUUUUGCCAGACACCAAUGUUGGAAGUUCUUCUCAGAUGAUUCUACCCACUCGUAGAUCUGAACGUGGUCAUAUACCAUCAAAAAGGUACUCAUCAUCUGAAUACCUUCUAUUGACAGAAGAUGGAGAACCAGAGAGUUUUCAAGAAGCCAUAUCUCAUAAGGAUAAAGAAAAAUGGAUGGCUGCGAUGCAGGAAGAGUUGGAUUCUCUGCAGAAAAAUCAAACCUAUGAGAUAGUUAAACUUCCAGAAGGGAAAAGGGCUUUGAAAAACAAAUGGGUGUUCAAGCUGAAGAAGGAUGCAAAUGGACAAGUGGUGAAACACAAAGCUCGAUUAGUUGUCAAAGGCUUUCAGCAGAAGAAAGGGAUUGAUUUUGAUGAGAUCUUUGCACCAGUUGUCAAGAUGACCUCAAUUCGAGUCAUACUUGGCUUGGUAGCAAGUAUGAAUUUGGAGCUUGAACAGAUGGAUGUGAAGACAGCUUUUCUUCACGGAGAUUUGAAUGAAGAAAUCUAUAUGCAGCAGCCAGAAGGUUUUGAGAUUUCAAGUGAGAACCUCGUGUGCAAGCUAUCUAAAAGCUUGUAUGGCCUGAAGCAAGCACCAAGGCAGUGGAAUAAGACGUUUUACUCAUGCAUGAAGAGUCAAGGUUACAAGAAGACUACUGCAGAUGA
Molecule: messenger RNA, 1499 nt
Organism: Striga hermonthica
Lineage: Eukaryota; Viridiplantae; Streptophyta; Magnoliopsida; Lamiales; Orobanchaceae
Source: the annotation of a GenBank genome assembly